CGAGGCCUUAAGUUAGUCUAGAUAACUACGGGUAAUAAAAAUAUAGGCGUUUCGUUUUCUCAGCUGAGAAAUCUGUUUGUUCGACCAUGGAUUUUGCACCUAUAUUUGAUGUCGUGUUCAUUACUUGGGAUGCUGUAUAUCAUCACUCUGUCUUCUGCCAAAGAAAAUGUUUAGUCUGAACUUAGGUUCAAAUGGUUCAAAUGAUUGUGGACGGAAUAGAAGAAGCUUUCGCUUAGCAGGCUUCCGUGUCUAGUAGCAGGGGAUCACCAAAUCCUCCAGGAAGGAACCUAGGUUUCGUACUACUAUCUUUUUAUCCUAAAUCCUUGUUAUGUCUACGUUACCUGAAGGUUGGGUAUCUCGAAUCAGCUCUAGUAGUGGAAAACCAUACUAUGUUAAUACAGUUACAAAUGAGUCACAAUGGGAAUAUCCUCAGCAUCCAGUCAUAUCCACAAAUAAAGUUCGAUGCUUACAUUUACUAGUGAAGCAUAAUGAAUCUCGACGUCCCUCAUCUUGGAAACAACAGAAUAUCACUCGAUCUAAAGAUGAAGCCUUAGAUUUAAUAAAAAAAUACAAACAACAAAUUGAAGCUGGUGAAUAUACAUUUGAAGAACUUGCCCGAACUGAAAGCGAUUGCAGUUCAGCUCACUCUGGUGGUGAUUUAAAUUUCUUUAGUCGUGGUCAAAUGCAAAAACCAUUUGAAGAUGCUGCAUUUAAAUUAGAAAUUGGUGAAAUGUGUGGUCCUGUAUAUACAGAUUCUGGAAUUCAUUUAAUCAAACGAAUUGCAUAAUAAAACAAUAAUAGGCAAUUAAAUUGAAUAUAAAACUUGAAAUAUUUCACUUUUUUGCAUUUGAUUUAAAUAAAAGAUCAUGUUUAUUAAUAGUACUUGUUAUCCUUUCUUUCUUAAAAGUCAGUAACCCAGUAUUUCAGUUAACUGUCUAUGUAUUGUAAAUUUUCUACCUUUUUUGGACUGAAGUGGUUAAUAGUGAUUUGGGAAUUACUUUUCUAUAUCGUUUCAUGGUAUUUUAUCUUAUGUAAGUUGGAUUGUUUAUUCCUUAAGUUUUUCUUUUAUAGCAUAAUGCUAGAUAAUAUCGCAUCAACAAUGAA
Molecule: messenger RNA, 1104 nt
Organism: Schistosoma margrebowiei
Lineage: Eukaryota; Metazoa; Platyhelminthes; Trematoda; Strigeidida; Schistosomatidae
Source: the annotation of a GenBank genome assembly